ACUUGUUCAUCCAAACACCCCACCCAUUUUGACCUUUAGCUACCAUAUCCUCAUCUCCCUCUCACAAACACAGAAGAAACGUGUACAAUGAGUGUCGCUAUUCCGUGAGAUCUAUCUUCCUACCAACAAAUUGAUUUCUUCUACCUUUCUACUGUUAAAUCUUCGAAAAACUUAGCACCACAUCGAAAUCAAACACAACCCCAAAUAGCAUUCCACCAAGGGUUGCGUUUUUAACCUUUUGAUCCUUCGUUACCCACUUCAGUUUCCAUUUAUGGCCUCUGCUGCAGUAACGAGAUUCUUUAUCAUCUUGACUUUGCUUCCGCUAAUCACGCAUUCUAUCCCUUUUGUUGUGUUUCAUGGCGUUUCGGAUAGUUGCACAAAGAAAGGAGUCAAACAUUUCACUGAUCUUUUAAGCGAGUGGUCUAAUUCUACAGGAUAUUGCAUAGAAAUUGGAAAUGGAGUGUGGGAUUCUUGGUUUAUGCCCUUUGAUGAACAGACGGAGAUUGCUUGUGAAAAGGUGAAGAAUAUGAGUGAACUCAAAGAAGGCUACAACAUAGUUGGACUUUCCCAAGGUAACUUGAUUGGGCGAGCAGUACUCGAGUUUUGUGAUGGAGCACCUCCGGUGAAGAACUUCAUAUCGGUAGCGGGCCCUCAUGCUGGGGAAGCUUCAAUGCCAUUUUGUGGUUCUGGUUUGAUGUGCGUGUUUUUCGACAGUUUGAUGAAGUUAGCUAUUUAUAGCGAAUCUCUCCAGAACCACUUGGCUCCCUCAAAUUACAUCAAGAUCCCCACUGAUCUUGAAGCAUAUAAAGAAGGGUGUACAUUUCUACCAAAGCUGAAUAACGAGUUUGAAAAAAAUGCUACAUACAAAGAAAGAUUCAGCAGCUUGCAAAAUUUGGUGCUUAUAAUGGGUGAUAAAGAUUCAGUUUUGGUACCCAAAGAAACCUCUUGGUUUGGGUACUUUCCUGAUGGAGCUUUGGAACCAAUACUUCCAGCACAAGAGACGAGACUAUAUAUUGAAGACUGGAUUGGGUUGAGGACAUUGGAUGAGGCUGGGAGGGUCAAAUUCGUAAAUGUGACAGGAGGACAUCUUGACAUUACUGAUGAUGAUAUGAAGAAGUACAUGGUCCCAUAUUUAGUAGAUGAAGAAGCAGAAGCUUCUCAGAAUCCGAUUUUAAUAGAAUCAAAAUCGGAUUCUGAUGCCACGAGUUUUCUGAUGAGAAAACUCGGUGGACAACAAGACCUUCAAUUAAACAUUAACAUUUUACAUCGCUUGUAAUGCGAUUAUAAUGAAUAUUUCUCUACUCAAAGGGCCUAUGUGAUUUUAUUAAACCCGAAAAAAGAGAAGUCGUUGUUCAUGGUAUGUUUGUUGGUGUUCAUCUACUAAAUUGCAAACACUGAUAUUUAGCCUUAGAAACACGUGUAAUUAAUAUCUGGAAACUUGCAAACACUGAUGUUUAAUAAUUGUUAAUGUAAUAAUGGGUACUGCUGCUGUUAACCAGAGUUUCUAAUGAAUGGUUUUCAAGUUUCCAGCA
Lactuca sativa (garden lettuce) is the source of this 1532-nucleotide messenger RNA. RefSeq lists its product as uncharacterized. The record is from RefSeq and is a predicted model, not a curated record. Lineage: Eukaryota; Viridiplantae; Streptophyta; Magnoliopsida; Asterales; Asteraceae. Gene Ontology annotation, cellular component: intracellular membrane-bounded organelle. Gene Ontology annotation, molecular function: thiolester hydrolase activity.